Oryctolagus cuniculus (rabbit) is the source of this 981-nucleotide messenger RNA. The record is from RefSeq and is a predicted model, not a curated record. NCBI's taxonomy places the organism in Eukaryota, Metazoa, Chordata, Mammalia, Lagomorpha, Leporidae.
CGGGGCCGGGGCUCCCGGUACCUAACAGCCCUGACGGCGAACCCUUCUCGGGCUCGCGAUGCCUCGACCCGGCCUCCGCCUCAGUCCUGGCGGGGGCUGCGCCGCGGCACAGCCAACUUUGAGAACACACGUCGCCUAGCGAUGGCGCGGGGCGGGGCCACGGGCUGUGCCGGCCCGUCGGAGACAUCCGCUUCCGGGGCCGCGGCCAUCGCGCUCCCCGGCUUGGUAGGCGCUGCGGGCUAUGCGCGGCGUCCUGCUCUGGUCCCUGAGUGUUGGCUGCCCUCGCUCUGCCGUCCGCCUUCUGGAGCAGUCAUGCUGGAACAUCUGAGCUCGCUGCCCACGCAGAUGGAUUACAAGGGCCAGAAGCUGGCUGAACAGAUGUUUCAAGGAAUUAUUCUGUUUUCUGCAAUAGUUGGAUUUAUCUACGGGUACGUGGCUGAACAGUUCGGGUGGACUGUGUACAUAGUAAUGGCUGGAUUUGCUUUUUCGUGUUUGAACGCCAAGAGCAUCAGGAGGCGUGAAGUGCAGGAGAGGCCACAGCUGUCCUGUGACAGCUACUCCAAGCCUGGGCCAGCGCUAGCAAGGACUUCCGGCUGACACUUCCUCCAUGGCCAAUCUAUCGCCGGCAUCCCCUCAAGUGGUUACCUGUUCAAGAUUCAUGCACAGAAGACAAGAAGCCAGGAGAUAGAAAAAUUAAGAGGCAUGCUAAAAAUAACUGACUGGGUUUUCGUGAUUCAGCACCUGCUUUUAUUUCCUGAGAUGAGCUAUACUGCUUUUCAUACCCAAAACAUGAGCCAAAACCAUCUAAGCUCUCACAGCACCACCGUGUCUAGACUUAAUUCUCUUUACAUUUCUAACCCAGUUGAAGUUUGAUUUAUAAAUAUUUUAGACCUUUUCAUAAUCUUGCUGUGAAGUAAAAAACAAAACCCAAGUAUGGAAAAAGUUUCAGGUGUACAUAAUAAUAAAUGCCUCAUGAUAGUA